GACACUUCAGUCUUCGGUCAAGAGAGAGAGAGAGAGAGAGAGUUCCUUCGGAGGAGAUGGCGGAGAUCCUCUCGCCGGCGGGGCUUUUACUGUUGCUGUUCGCGGUUCUCUCCGUCGCGCACGGUGGCGUCGACGACAAAUGCGCCGCUUGCAAUGCCGUCGCGGGAGAGCUAGAAAUCGGGCUUUCCAAUGAGAAGCCGAGGAAUCAUUUGGAUAUGAGGCAUCGUCUAGACUCUAAAGGUCAACGAGAAGGGAAGCUAAUUGACUACAGGGUCAGUGAGCUGAGAGUUGUUGAACUUUUGGAUGGACUCUGUGAAAAGAUGCAAGAUUAUACGCUUGAGAAGAGGGGUUCUGGCAAGCCAGAAUGGGUCAAGGUAUAUGAUUGGGACCAAUUGAAAGAAAAUAAGCCGGAAGCUCGAGCUCAUUCCAAAGCUAUAUCAUCUUACUGCGGGAGGUUGCUUGAAGAAACCGAAGAUAAGUUGGCAGAACUGAUAAGGAAAGGAUCAGUGGAAGCGGGUGGCAUAAGUCGGGUACUAUGUCAGGAUCUGAGCAAGCACUGCCGCAGUAGUCCCAAUACGGUGGAUGGUGACGAUGAUGAUGAGGAGUCGGAAGCAGAACUUUGAAUGGCUUCAUCUGAGGGAUUCCUCACAACUCUCUCCAGCUUAUAUCAGCUCAAGCAUUUUGACCCAAAGAAAAGAACGUCAGUUCAAGCAGAGAUGAAAAACUAAAUUCAUGAUUGUCUCCGAAGGAGAAGUUUUCAUGACUGAGUUAUCAACUGCUUCUGCUGUUUCAUCAACAAUUUUCACUGCUUUUCAUAACUCUUAAAACAGAUUUUGCUUCGGUUGCCGUUUGGGACUGCUUGUAUUAUCAAAAUCACACAUCAAUUUGAAUUCUGCCUUUAUAGAGGUGCAAGCAACUUUUGUGCAGUUGAUCAA
This is a messenger RNA of Punica granatum (pomegranate), 935 nucleotides long. NCBI's taxonomy places the organism in Eukaryota, Viridiplantae, Streptophyta, Magnoliopsida, Myrtales, Lythraceae. The record is from RefSeq and is a predicted model, not a curated record.